GUUUUAUUGUUGGUAUACUCUACCCUCCUCCCAACCCAACAACUGCUGAACGUCCAUUCGCAAGCAAGCAAGCAAGCAAACACCACGCAAUGAGCCACCACGGCCACUCGCACGGCCCGGGAUCACUCCACCACGGCCAUAGCCACGGCGACAGUUCGUCCAUCCCGACGACGCCGACGCUGGCCUCUGCCACCUCACCAAGCCAAGUGGCGUCCCAGUCCCAGUCUCUGUCCCAGUCUCAGUCUCAGUCCCAGUGGACGAGCUCGAUGAUCCCAGGCGGAUCGGCCGCGUUUCCGCUCAAUGCAACUGGCUCUGCUGGCGCGGCUUCGGCUGCAAUGCUGAUGGCGUCGUCGCCUCAGCUCAUCAACCUCGCAAGCGCGGGAAGUGCUCCUUUGGCUGGACCGUCGCCAUUUGAUGUGCUGGGCCCAAUCCCGCCAUCCACGGCCGACCCAAAGCUCAACGGACUGACCGGAAUCGCUCAAGCGCCCGUCAACCAUGCAAGCCAUCCAAACCAUGCAAGUGGUGGUGCUGGAGGUCAUCAUGGGCAUAGCCACGGACCUGCUGCCAAUGCCAAUGCCAGUGCCAAUGCCAAUGCCGCUGCUGCUCACGGCCACAGCCACGACGAUGGACACGAUCAUCACGGGCAUAGCCACGGCGGUCGCAACGAUCACCACGGACACAGCCACGGCCAGAACGAUCAUCACGGUCAUUCCCACGGGGCAAGCACCAAGAAGCCCAAGGCGCCCGGACAGAGCUGGAUUCGGCUCGUUUCACACAACGUCGGCUUGGUUCUCGCCGACCGACGCGCCAUCGGAGCUCUGGGUCGCAUGACUGUCGCUGUUGUUGGCUUUCUGCUUCCUCUGAUUGCGGGCCAUUUCAGCGAGAGUCUUUCACUCCUCGCUCUCGCGUACUUGUGCUUGUAUGACACGCUGUGUCUGUUCACAUGCCUUGUUUCGCUGUGGAUUUCCAAGCAAAAGGCCUCCUUUGAGUUUUCCUAUGGGCUGGAGCGUGUCGAAGUUCUUGUUGUAUUCGCCAACACGAUGACUUUGAUCUUUUGUGCGUUUUACACAAUCAAGGAAAGCAGCGAGCGAUUGAUUAUUCCUGAAGCCGUUGAAGGAGAUUACAUGGCGAUUGCCGCCGUGCUUGCUCUCGCUUUGCACAUUUACAACAUUUUCAAAAUCGAAAAGCACUCGAAUGGGCACACAGCCGCAGAAUCCACCUCCAUUGCGUUCAAGCAGCUGGUCGCUUCCUCAGUCCGGUCUGUCUUUGGCUCUGCUUCGCCACUGUACCGCCUGGCCCUGAGCUGCAAGCCCUUGAACAUUCACAUUCUGGCCGGGAUUGCCGCCACACUAUUGAUCAUCGCUUCUUCCUUUGUCGCCGGCAUCGAAGGCUGGGAAUCUGCAGACCCAAUCGUCGCCAUUCUCAUUUCCAUCAUGAUGCUCGCCACCAUCAUGCCCAUCGCGCUCUUUAACGGCAAAAUGCUGUUGCAGACCAUGCCACCGCAUGUUUUGGGCCAACUGGACAAGUGUCUUCGGGAGGCACUCACCUUUGAGGGAAUCCUCGAAUUCCGAAACGAGCACUUUUGGACGGAAUCGUACGGCGUCGUUGUGGGCUCGCUCCACGUCCGAGUUCGCCGUGAUGCCAACGAACAACUCGUGCUUGCUCACUUGCAUGCCAAGCUUGCACCCAUUGUCAGCAAGCUGAGCGUGCAAGUAUUCAAGGACGACUGGAGUGUGGUUGGGGCGUUGUAGUACCUUUGUUUUUUGUUUCCAACGCAAAUUAAAAUUGUCAUUCCUUGC
Messenger RNA from Capsaspora owczarzaki ATCC 30864, 1799 nucleotides. RefSeq names its product solute carrier family 30. The record is from RefSeq and is a predicted model, not a curated record. Gene Ontology annotation, biological process: transmembrane transport; monoatomic cation transport. Gene Ontology annotation, molecular function: monoatomic cation transmembrane transporter activity. The transcript is spliced from 7 exons. Gene Ontology annotation, cellular component: membrane. Lineage: Eukaryota; Filasterea; Ministeriida; Capsasporidae. The coding region runs from base 90 to 1751 and encodes 553 amino acids.